UUUGGGUUAACCCAAAUGGGCCAUUUGGGCCCAAUAGCUACAGAACCAUGAUCUUCAACCUAAACCCUAAAGCCCCUUCUUCUCUCUUUCUGCGACUCUAUCAACAAGCAUCGAAGCUCGGGAAUUGAAUUGAAUUUCUUUACCUACAGUGGUGAGGUUGCAGAUUGGAAGAAGAUGAAAAAAGGUGUUCAUCCACAGAAGCAAUGGAUAUCCUACGUUACACAAACAGGUAGGUUGAUGCAUGUGAUGAUGACAAAGAUACACCCUGUUGGAAAAGUCUACCACUUCCGGGCUAAGCGUCAAAUGGCCGAGAGUUUAGGACAGAUUGCGAAGUUCAGACGCCGCUUUGGUCUAGAAAAUCCAGCUGCCAAUGAAAAAUAACAAUUUCAGUGGGCAGAAGGAACUUUGGCUUUUCAUAUUGGAAGAGAAUAACAGGUAUAUUGGUGGUAUACUCUCUAUCAGGUUCUUUUGUAGCAUUCAACAUGUCUAGUUAAACUGCAGAAAUGUUUCAUGUCAAGUGAUGUCUUUAGCAGUUGAUAUUUGCUUGUGGGUUUAUUAAUGCAAAUUCAAGCUGGAGAUCUUUGUCGACUCUUUUGGAUAUUACGAGGAAAUUUAUUGCUGCCUGAUGUUUAUGUUGAAGGGUGAAAUUACCAGUUUGAAUUGAACAACGGUAUCUAGGGAUUGUUUAGUUUCUUAGUAUAAAUCUUGUCUGAAACAACCAUCUGCAAUAUGCCUAUUUUAAUUUGUUCUUUGAUCGGUUCUCUAUUA
Vigna radiata var. radiata (mung bean) is the source of this 768-nucleotide messenger RNA. RefSeq lists its product as uncharacterized. Lineage: Eukaryota; Viridiplantae; Streptophyta; Magnoliopsida; Fabales; Fabaceae. The transcript has 2 exons. Bases 175 to 381 code for a protein of 68 amino acids. The record is from RefSeq and is a predicted model, not a curated record.